AUGCGGGGAAGUAAAGCGGGUAAAUUUUCUGAUAAAGUAGGACGUCGGAGGAAUUCUCACUUUUCUGACUCCGAAUCAGAUGAAUAUGCCAGUUCUCAUAGAACCAAGUUUAGAAGAAAAGACAUGGAACCAAAUAGAAGAGGGAGCAAACUUGAUGGGCGUGGCUCGCGUGGUAAUAGGGACAACUUUUUGGAUGACGACUUUGAUGGGCGGUUAAGAGGGGCACGUGGAGGUAUCAAAAGCAGAGGACCUCGAGUAGAUGAGUUCAGUGGGCGGAGGAAUGCUCGGAGAUUGGAUGGUUCAAGGAAUUAUAAGAGUCCCGGACCUCGAGCAGAUGAGUUCGGUGGGCGGAGGAAUGAUCGGAGAUCGGAUGGUUCAAGGAAUUAUAAGAGUCCCGGACCUCGAGCAGAUGAGUUCAAUGGGCGGAGGAACGAUCGGAGAUCCGAUGGUUCAAGGAAUUAUAAUAGUCCCCGACCUCAAGCAGAUGAGUUCGGUGGGUGGAGGAAUGAUCGAAGAUCGGAUGGUUCAAGGAAUUACAAGAGUCCCGGAUCGGGGAAAUUUGAGAACAACCAGCGGGGAAGGUUUAACACACACAAGGAUGACAGGGGCGGCGAUUCCGAUGACUUCGGAAAUCGAAGGCGGGUCAUUGAACGAUGA
Molecule: messenger RNA, 657 nt
Organism: Rhodamnia argentea
Lineage: Eukaryota; Viridiplantae; Streptophyta; Magnoliopsida; Myrtales; Myrtaceae
Product: putative carbonic anhydrase 2
Exons: 1
Coding region: 1-657 (218 amino acids)
Source: RefSeq, a predicted model, not a curated record